Austrofundulus limnaeus is the source of this 3865-nucleotide messenger RNA. RefSeq lists its product as uncharacterized. Gene Ontology annotation, biological process: positive regulation of transcription elongation by RNA polymerase II. Lineage: Eukaryota; Metazoa; Chordata; Actinopteri; Cyprinodontiformes; Rivulidae. The record is from RefSeq and is a predicted model, not a curated record. Gene Ontology annotation, molecular function: protein binding. The transcript is spliced from 6 exons. The coding region runs from base 483 to 3389 and encodes 968 amino acids.
UAGAACUUCUAAAGUAAAAAAUAUAUAUUUUAUGCAUUUAUUGUACAUACAUUGUAUGUUACCGAUUGAGUAGUUCAAAAUAGAAACAGGAAAAAAUACAAUAAAAAAACGAAAUAGUACAAUCAUGUCGUGAAUGCUCUUGGUUUGCUCUUAUCUUUGCUUCCUGUKGUUGUUGGUUGAGCGGCUGAGCUGAACGUGUGGCGCCACUUCCGUCGCCCCCUCGUGGCGAGUAACGAAGCUACGAUGUAGCGCUCCCGCUGCAUGCCACGGACAUGUAGUUGAACUCCUUGAACUCUCUGAAUCACACAAGAAACAAAACCUGAACAAAACACCAGAAACAUAAAUAUGUUUGGGUAAUAUUUAUUAAAAAAUAAAAGAUAAUUUACAAAAGCAUCAAUAUUUAAUUUUAAAGCGAACGGAUUGUUACCUGUUUUACGUCGGAACGGAUAGCUUGGAGCCUUGCAGACGGAGUGGAUGGAGAAAUGUGGUGCUACCAAAAGCCGGGCUUUGAAGCCUUCCUCMUCACCGAGCUGCAGAGACAACAGCAGCGCAGCCAGUUCUGUGACACUUUGCUCAAAGCUGGAGGUGUUUCGGUGCCGGCACACAGUUGCAUUCUGUCAGCGAUCAGUCCCCACAUCUCCUCGGCUCUGUCCACCUCACCGGCACCCACUGCAGGACAGAGCCGUCACGUGGAGUUCCCGACCCUGGGGGGCUGCACCCUGCUGCACAUCAUCAGACUCCUUUACUCUGGGGAGAUGGCCGGAGUGGGGGAAAGCGAGAAGCAGCAAGCCAUCUGUGCUGCAGCCAAGCUGGGGAUCGGCGGACUGGUGGAGGUGACAAAAAGUCAAGCUGGAGGAGGAAGAGGAGGAGCAGAAGGAGGAGGAGGAGGGGUAACAGGGGCCCAGUUUGCAGAGGUCGGAGUCCAAACGGAGGGGGACGACUGUGGACGCAGCAGGUGGAGGAGAGAGGUGAAAGACGGGAGCACCUAUCUGUGGAAGGAGACGCCGUCAGAUGGUGGGAAAGACAUGUGGACCCAAACAGAGGAAAUGCAGGUGAACCUGCCCCCCCCUGCCCCCCCGCCUGCCUCCUUUGAGACCAUCGAUCUGGACAUCUUCCAGAGUCUAGGACAGGUCCCCAUCUUCGUCUUCCCUCCAGAUGAAAACCAAGCGGUCUGUGUUCAGGAAGCGGCGCCCCCUCCCCUCCCUCACUGCUCCAGACAGGCGGAGCCCUGGAGCGGCUGGGCGGACCCCCAAGGAGCAGGCAACCACGAGGUGUGGGAGGCCGAACAGAUCGAGCAGUUUGAAGGCAACAUCGCCGGAUACAUCAACAACUACUUCCUGGACCAGAUGAAGGCGGAGGGCGCCCCGGGGAGGAGGCGGGCAGGGAGGAGGCGGGCAGGGAGGAGGCCGCGAGGGGCCCGGGGGCCCAGGACAGGUCAGCAGAGGGCCGGGAGGCCCCGAGGGAGGACUGCAGGGAGGGGCCGCAGAGGGAUCACUCAGCGGGUGGACGUGCAGGAGGUGGGAGUGGGGAGGCUGCAGAUGCAGUUUCUGAACAGGUGGGGGACGAGGACUCCCAGGACAGGUCAGGGGGGCGGAGCCGUCGGCAGGAGGCUGCUCCUGAAGGAGAGGGAGGUCCCACCGGCUGCCAGGAGGGCCCCGAGCAGGAGAGGGCGUGGUAAAGGGACGGAGGUCAGCCAGAGCCGGGAUACGGUGCUGGGAGGAAACACUGAGCAGGAAAACACUCCAACACAGCUCCACCAGGCCAGUCUUGCUGGAAGCAGAGAUCGACGUUUGGGAGCGAAGUCAACUCCAGUUCCUGCGCCGUCGAAGCAGCUCCACAGCCGCCCCGCUUUAUCUGGCUCCUGUUCGUCUCUGUCUGAUCUGCUGCGUUCCCCCGCCGCCUCCUGCAUCUCCACAGUGUCGUCCGACCUCCCGACCGUCCGCCUCCCGCCUCCCGAGCCCCAGCCUGAGCACAUCGACCGCCUUCUGGAGGAAGCCAUUAAGAACCUGCAUAUUUUGGGGCAGAGCGACAUAGACGGAGCUCCACAUUCUGAGAGCGGCAGCGAAUCUUCUGGCAGCACCCCGAACAAACCGCAGGGGUCCGAGGUCCCCGUCCUGCAGCAGCAGUUUGAAGGAGAGGACAGUGAGAUUCUGGAGAACUUACUCCAGCAGGUCGACAGCUGUAACGCCAGAGAGAACGAGACGGGUGACGGGAGUUCCUCGGAGGCCGGCCGGCUGCACACGAGCCCGAGSAAAUCCCAACGAGCCGAGACUCCGGCGGAAACCCCUCACGUCCUUCAGCCACGGUGCAAAAAGGCACCGGGACCAACCAGUCCCCUGGAGACCUCUGAGCCUCAGGGUGAAGGCUCAGAGGCGACGGACCGUGCUGCUUCCCCGGAACACGCYGGGAAAUCUCAGAACGCCCGAACCAAGCGACCCAAGAGGAAAAAACUGGACUACCUGUUCUCGUUGGAGAAGAAGAAGACGAAGAAGUCCAUGUGUUCAGGUGACAGAAAGGUCACCAGAGAGGCCGAACCAGAGAGGAACGGUUUGCAGCCGGAACAAAACUGUCUGCAAGAAAAGACAACCAAGACUCGUGAGUCAGCUGUGAAAUCCUCUCAAAAAGGCACCUCUGGAAACAAUCAUCAAAACUGGAAAAGAGACAGCUACCCAAUCAGGAGCAGAUUUAGAGAGGAGCGUAUCCUGGACACUACAGCCUAUCUCGAGGCCCCGCUCCCAGCAGGAMGAUCAGAAGGUCGCCGGUGCGGCAGGCCCAGGACCAACGGACAACUUGUCAGCUCGUCUAACGGCGAGAGCGCAGCGGCGCGGCCUCAUCCACAGCCUGCAGAUUCCUGCUGCGCAGACGGCCAAUCAGAGGCAAACCAAGACAGAAACGAAGAAGGUCUGAGGGUGCGGCCGCUGGCGGAGGCAGAGGGACCUACAGGAAGUGGACAAAAGAGAUGCAACGAGGACCCGAGCGAGGAGGCCGCUGCAACGAAGAGGAUUUSCUUCGAUCGAAGAGGAACACCCAAAUCCAGCACAGACCAGGAGGAUGGAACGGUUUCCCAGACCGUCGGUUUGAGAAGCUGUUUUCAAGGAGCAAAACAAGUCGAUGAARAAAUCACGGAGGAAAGUUUCACGGGAGAAGAGGAGGAGGACGGCGAUGUGGAAGAGAACAACCGCCUGUUGGGUUUAAAGAAAYGGACCAACCCAGAGCAGGAUGGAGACUGUGACGAAGACUUGGAUGAGGAUGUCGACGUGAUCGGUGGUUGGAGUCCGGCCCCCGAUCUGGUGAGACCUGUCCAGGUUGUCCCCCUGGUGGAAGAGGAAGAGGAAGAGGAAGAGGAAGAGGAAGUAAGUGAUUUGGAGGUUGAUGUAGUUGGAGAAUGAUAGAGCUUCCUUGCUGCUGUGAAGAAACUCAAAAACACCAAACUGAGGCGCGCUCUCAGCAGAUCAGUUUAACUUCACCUUCAGUUUUUGGCAAUAAUUUUCUGUUUGGAUUGCUCUGAUGUUGUCAGAAAAGAUUAUUCAAAUUUGAUUUAUUUUAAUCAUUUUACAAAGUUUAUAUUUCUGUUGGCAUACAGUCUGUGUUCGGCAGUGUUUGUUUUAACUGUAAACCACGUUAACRUUAAACAGAGUUUUAAUGCCAAAAACAAAACGCUAAAUAAAAGUUCAGGUUUUGUAGUAUUCAGAAUAAUUAGGAGUGUUUUAUUAGUUGUACAUAUAACUGUGACUCUAUUGGUCCUAAAAAUAAUUGAUGUUUUAUUUCGACUUCUGUUCUGCUACAGUUUGUAAAUGYUUUAGGAAGCUUUGUUUUAAUUGUUAGUUUGGUACUGUUGUUUUCACAUUAAACCAACUAUUCUUUA